Messenger RNA from Chara braunii, 832 nucleotides. NCBI's taxonomy places the organism in Eukaryota, Viridiplantae, Streptophyta, Charophyceae, Charales, Characeae. The record is from the annotation of a GenBank genome assembly.
ACCGUCGAAGUCUCCCAAAGAAAAGAAGGACCCCACCUCACAGCCUGAGAAACCGAAGAGAAGAAAGAAGAUCAAAAUGAAAUUGCCUUUGACUUUCUAUAAUAAGAAGGACGAAACUUACUUUUGUGGAUAGCUUAGAUCCAAAUGUACGUUGGAACAGCCCCUGUCGAGGAGCCAUUCCAAGUUGCUUUCUUAACGUCUUGCUUGGGAGGGGAAGCUAAAGAAUGGGUACUGGCGGAAGCUAAUGCCGCCGGAUUUGAAGAUAUUGGUGAGUGGGCUGGUACUUUGACCUUGAAGCAGUUCCUUGCAAAGAUCAAGGAACGUUUCUUGGACAAGACCACAACCGAUAACGCCUUUGACCAGCUAACCACCAUUGGUCAAAAACAUUGGACCUCAGUUGAGUCGUUGUCACGGGAAGUCGAUCGGUUGCUGCAAGUUCCAGGAUUGAACCUGCAAGACAACCAAAUCCUGUAUAUUUACUCCCGUGCUCUGCCCGAGCCUAUUCGAGGACAGCUCGUGGCAGAGUCCAAAUCAGGUUAUGGCAAGCGAGUGAUCUGGCGUCAAAAACGUCAGGACCACACCCUCGUCGUCUUCGACGAUGAUACAGUAGAUAAGUGGCCAGUAGAGGCCGAGGCUGUGGGAUGCAACAGCGAUUUCGGGAAGGGGGAAGUCACUGCUGCCAUGGUCAACAAGGGAGGACCACGACCGCCAGGUGAGAAGAAGAAACCACGCUCCUUUCCCGAGCAUCCCGACAUUGCGGUAGGGAAGCCUUGGGAGAAAAUGGGGAUGACCCAGGACUUGUGACAGGAAAAAAUGAAUAAUGCGCAGUGUC